Molecule: messenger RNA, 10817 nt
Organism: Haliotis rufescens (red abalone)
Lineage: Eukaryota; Metazoa; Mollusca; Gastropoda; Lepetellida; Haliotidae
Product: hemocyanin 1
Exons: 17
Coding region: 55-10317 (3420 amino acids)
Molecular function (GO): oxidoreductase activity
Source: RefSeq, a predicted model, not a curated record
AUAAAAUAAGAUCUUUGUGGGGGAAGCAUCACUCUGUUCCUUGCACGAGUCGCUAUGGGAGUUGUUCAGCUUUUCCUCGUCGCAUUGGUGGCGUUGGCAGGAGCAGAGAACGUUAUAAGGAAGGACGCCAGUCACCUCACGGCGGACGAAAUCCAGGCUCUCCAUGGUGCUCUCCAUGCCGUCGUUAAUGCAUCAGGGCCAUUUGGCUUCAGGGAAAUAUCAGCGUACCAUGCCUCGCCCCCAUCGUGUGACCACAACGGACGGAAGAUAGCCUGUUGUGUCCACGGUAUGCCCACCUUCCCCUUCUGGCACAGGGCUUACGUUGUCCAGGCGGAGCGAGCACUUCUAGCCCAACGGAAGACUGUGGGGAUGCCUUACUGGGAUUGGACGGAGACGCUCACUCAACUUCCAGCUCUUGUGACUGAACCCAUCUUCAUUGACAGUCUUGGUGGAAAGACUCAACCCAAUUACUGGCACCGAGGCGAAAUAGCGUUUGCCAACAAGGCGACUGCGAGAGCUGUAGAUGAUCGCCUUUUCGAGAAGGUGGAGACCGGCCACUACACAAAACUUAUGGAGUCUGUCCUAGAUGCUCUGGAACAGGACGAAUUCUGUAAAUUCGAAAUCCAGUUUGAGCUUGCUCAUAAUGCUAUCCACUACUUGGUGGGCGGGAAAUAUGAAUACUCAAUGUCCAACCUGGACUACACCGCCUACGACCCUAUCUUCUUCCUCCAUCAUUCCAACGUCGACCGUAUCUUCGCAAUAUGGCAGCGUCUUCAGGAGCUAAGGGGAAAGAACCCCAACGCAAUAGACUGUGCACAUGAGCUGGCUCACCAGGAACUUGAACCUUUCAACAGAGCCACCAAUCCAGUACCCAUCACCAAGCAACAUUCGAGACCCGUUGACCUCUUUGAUUACCACCAGCUUGGAUACAGUUACGAUAGCUUAAACCUGAAUGGAAUGACACCAGAAGAGUUGAAAAUAAAGCUAGAUGAACGCCACUCCAAGGAAAGAGCAUUUGCAAGCUUCAGACUCAAGGGUUUUGGAGGAUCUGCAAACGUUGUUGUAUAUGCAUGUCUCCCAGAUAGUGAUCCACGCAGUGAUGAUCACUGCGAGAAGGCAGGAGACUUCUUCGUUCUUGGAGGCUCAACCGAAAUGCCCUGGAUAUUCUACAGACCUUACUUCUUUGAUGUAACUAAGGCGGUACAACGGCUUGGCGUGGUGCUAAGUGGGCACUACUAUGUGAAAACAGAACUCUUCAGUGUGAAUGGCACAUCUCUCUCCCCUGAUAUUCUACCUCAACCAACUGUUGCCUACCGACCUGGGAAAGGUCACAUUGACCCACCAGUACAUCAUCGUCAAAAUGAAGAUUACAUCGUUAGGAAGAAUAUUAAUCAUCUGACUCGUUCUGAGACUUACGAAUUGAGGAAGGCUAUGGAGAGAUUCCAGGCGGACACAUCUGUUGAUGGAUUCCAGGCUACAGUCGAGUACCAUGGCCUUCCUGCUCGUUGUCCGGAACCCGAUGCAAAAGUCAGGUUCGCCUGUUGUAUGCAUGGUAUGGCAUCCUUCCCACACUGGCACAGGCUGUUUGUUACCCAGGUAGAAGAUGCUCUUGUAAGACGUGGAUCUCCUAUUGGUGUUCCUUACUGGGAUUGGACUAAACCUAUGACUCAUCUACCAGACUUAGCAGCCAGUGAAAACUACGUAGACCCAAAUGGACACACACGUCAUAAUCCAUUCUUCAAUGCAAAUAUAUCUUUUGAGGAGGGGCACCAUCACACAAGCAGGUCAAUAGAUGCAAGACUGUUUGCGCCCGCAGCUUAUGGGGACCAUACUGCUCUUUUUGAUGGAAUCCUGUAUGCCUUUGAGCAGGAAGAUUUCUGCGACUUUGAGAUCCAGUUUGAGCUCGUCCAUAACUCAAUUCAUGCUUGGAUAGGCGGCUCCGAAGAUUAUUCCAUGUCGACUCUUCAUUACACAGCCUUUGAUCCCAUUUUCUAUCUUCACCAUUCCAAUGUCGAUCGUCUCUGGGCAAUUUGGCAAGCCUUACAGAUCAGGAGACAGAAACCAUAUCGAGCCCACUGUGCACAGUCCAUAGAACAGUUGCCUAUGAAGCCAUUUGCUUUCCCAUCCCCUCUUAACAACAACGAGAAGACACAUAGUAAUUCUGUGCCCACUGAUAUUUAUGACUACGAGGAAACUCUGCAUUACAGUUAUGAUGACCUUACCUUUGGUGGGAUGAAUCUUGACGAAAUUGAAGAUACUAUACAUCACAGACAACAGCAUGAACGAGUCUUUGCAGGAUUUUUACUUGGAGGAAUAGGAAAAUCGGCACUUGUAAAUAUCUUCAUAAACAAACCAGGGUCUAGCCCUCACAAAGCUGGAGAUAUUGCAAUUCUUGGUGGUACCAAGGAAAUGCCUUGGGCAUUUGACCGAUUGUUUAAGGUCGAAAUAACUGAUGCAUUGAAAGCACUCGCACUUGAUGUUGACGGAGAUUAUGAAGUUACUUUUGAUAUUCAUGACAUGCAUGGAAACAAACUUUCUUCAGACCUCAUUCCACAUCCAGCAGUUAUAUCUGAGCCAGCUCAUCCUACGUUUGAGGAUGUAUCAACCAGCUUACGUAUUAGAAAGAAUGCUGACUACUUAACUCCUGAAGAGACAAAUGACCUGCGUCAUGCCCUGGACCUUCUUGAAAAAGAUCCGUCUCCAGGAGGAUUCAAUCAGCUUGGCGCCUUCCAUGGAGAGCCUAAAUGGUGCCCUCAUCCUGAAGCUUAUCACAAGGUUGCCUGCUGUGUCCACGGCAUGGCUGUUUUUCCACAUUGGCACAGGCUUCUUGCUCUCCAAGCAGAAAAUGCUCUAAGAAGGCAUGGCUACAGUGGGGCGUUACCAUACUGGGAUUGGACCCGUCCAAUAAACAAACUUCCAGAUCUGGUUACUCCUGAGACCUAUACUGAUCCUUCUGACAAUCAAGAUAAGCAUAAUCCGUGGUACAACGGUCAUAUUGAGACAGUAGAUCAAUAUACUACCAGAAACGUACGUGAGGAUCUUUAUCAACAACCUGAAUUUGGACAUUUUACUGAUAUUGCUCAGCAAGUUCUCUUAGCUUUGGAGCAAGAUGACUUCUGUUCUUUUGAAGUACAGUAUGAAAUUUCUCAUAAUUUUAUCCAUGCGCUUGUAGGAGGAACAACCCCAUAUGGAAUGGCAUCACUGAGAUAUACAGCAUACGAUCCAAUAUUUUUCUUGCACCAUUCAAAUACAGACAGGAUCUGGGCUAUAUGGCAAGCCCUGCAAAAAUACAGAGGCAAACCAUAUAACACUGCCAACUGUGCCAUUGCAUCUAUGAGGAAACCUCUACAACCAUUUGGACUGAGUAGUGACGUAAACCCUGACAUCAUCACCAGAGAGCAUGCAAUACCGUUUGAUGUUUUCGACUAUAAGGAUAAUUUUCAUUACAAAUAUGAUACCUUGGAAUUUAAUGGUCUGUCCAUUUCACAACUUAACCGGGAGCUUGACAGAAUCAAGAGUCACGACAGAGUAUUUGCCGGAUUCUUGCUGUCGGGAAUUAAAAAAUCUGUCCUUGUCAAAUUUAAUGUCUGUGCACCACCUCAUGACUGCCAUCCCGCAGGAGAGUUUUAUCUGCUUGGGGACGAAAACGAGAUGGCUUGGGCCUAUGACCGAGUUUUCAAGUAUGAUAUUACUAAUGUAUUGGAUGAGAACAAUCUACACUUUUAUGAUCACAUCUUCAUUUCCUAUGAAGUCUUUGAUCUGCAUGGAACGAGCUUAGGAACUGACAUUUUCCACAAAGCAAAUGUGAUACAUGAUUCUGGUACAGGCUCCCGAGAACAUGACAAGUAUGUUGAGGAAGUAACUGGUGCCAGCCAUAUCAGGAAGAACUUGAAUGACCUUAACCUUGGAGAAAUGGAAAGCCUUAGAGCAGCUUUCUUGCACAUUCAGAAUGAUGGAACAUAUGAAUCUAUUGCCCAGUACCAUGGUAAACCAGGCAAAUGUGAACUGAAUCAUCAUAGUAUUGCCUGCUGUGUUCAUGGUAUGCCUACCUUUCCCCAGUGGCACAGACUAUAUGUGGCCCAGGUUGAGAAUGCACUCCUUAAGAUGGGAUCGAGUGUAGCUGUCCCUUACUGGGAGUGGACUGCUCCAAUAGAACAUCUUCCUGGUUUGAUUGAUGAUGCUACAUACUUUAAUUCCCGUCAACAAAGAUACGAUCCUAAUCCUUUCUUCCGGGGAAAGAUUAGUUUUGAAAAUGCAGUAACAACAAGGGACCCACAAGAAGAGCUCUUCAACUCAGAGUACAUGCAUAACAAUGUUUUGCUUGCACUAGAGCAGGACGAUUAUUGUGACUUUGAAAUUCAGUUUGAGCUUGUUCAUAAUGCACUUCAUUCCCUGUUGGGAGGAAAAGGUCAGUACUCUAUGUCCUCUCUCGACUAUUCUGCAUUUGAUCCUGUCUUCUUCCUCCACCAUGCAAACACGGACAGAUUAUGGGCAAUCUGGCAGGAACUACAACGAUACAGAGGACUUCCUUAUGAAGAGGCCAAUUGUGCAAUUAACCUUAUGCAUCAACCACUGAUGCCAUUCAGUGAUCCACAUGAGAAUCACGACAAUGUCACUCUCAAACACUCAAAACCACAGGACUGCUUCGACUAUAGGAACAACUUUGGAUACAAGUAUGACAACCUUGAGUUCCACCAUUUAUCUAUUCCAAGUCUUGACGCUACUCUGAAGGCAAGAAAAGAGCAUGAUAGAGUAUUUGCUGGCUUCCUUCUCCAUAACAUAGGGACUUCUGCUGACAUAUCUAUCUACAUAUGUCAGCCUGAUGGAAGUGGUGGUAAUGAUUGUAGUCAUAAAGCUGGAACAUUCUAUGUCCUUGGCGGCGAAACAGAGAUGCCAUUUGUUUUUGACCGUUUGUAUAAAUUUGAAAUCACUGAAGCACUGCACAAACUCGGAGUCAAGUUGCAUGGUGGUCUUUUCGAUCUGGAGCUUGACAUCGUAGCAUACAACGGUUCACAUCUGGAUUCUCAUAUCUUUGAUCCAACCAUCAUCUUUGAACCUGGGAUAGAUACCCACGUCUUGGACCAUGACAAUACCGAAGAGAUACUUGUCAGGAAGAAUAUCAACGAUUUGAGUCCCAGGGAAAGGGUUUCCCUUGUCAAAGCUUUGAAGGGAAUGCAGAAUGAUCGUUCUGCUGAUGGUUUCCAAGCUAUUGCUUCUUUCCAUGCCCUGCCACCACUAUGUCCUAAUCCGUCUGCCGCACACCGUUUUGCUUGCUGUGUCCAUGGCAUGGCCACAUUCCCCCAGUGGCACAGACUUUACACUGUACAGGUCCAGGAUGCACUGAGAAGACAUGGUUCUCUUGUUGGUAUUCCUUAUUGGGAUUGGACAAAGCCAGUAUCUGAGUUACCCGAAUUUCUUUCUGCCGAGACAUUUCAUGAUCCAAUUCACGAUUUAAAUGUUUCAAAUCCAUUCUUCAAGGCUGAUAUAGAAUUUGAAGGCGACGGCGUUCAUACUGAGAGAGACAUACAAUCAGAUUUCCUGUUCCAUAGUGGAGAUCAUGAAGGAUACCAUAACUGGUUCUUUGAGACUGUUCUCUUUGCUUUGGAACAGGAAGACUACUGUGAUUUUGAAAUACAGUUUGAGAUAGCCCAUAAUGGUAUCCACACAUGGAUUGGUGGAAGCGCAAAAUAUGGCAUGGGACACCUUCACUAUGCAUCAUAUGAUCCAAUUUUCUAUAUCCACCAUUCACAGACGGAUAGGAUAUGGGCUAUUUGGCAAGAACUGCAGAAAUACAGGGGUCUAUCUGGUUCAGAAGCAAAUUGUGCCAUUGAACUCAUGAGAACACCUCUAAAGCCUUUCAGCUUUGGGCCACCUUACAACUUGAAUUCUCAUACACAAGAGUUUUCAAAACCUGAGGACACUUUUGACUAUAAGAAGUUUGGAUACAGAUAUGAUAAUCUGGAAUUGGAGGGAAGGUCAGUUGCUCAUAUUGAUGAACUUAUCCAGGAAAGGCAGGAGCACGACAGAACCUUUGCUGGGUUUCUUCUUAAAGGUUUUGGUACCUCUGCCACUGUGACACUCAAGGUUUGCAGAGAUGACCACACCUGUCAAAAUGCUGGAUAUUUCACUGUUUUGGGAGGAUCAGCCGAAAUGCCUUGGGCAUUCGACAGACUCUACAAGUAUGACAUAACUAAAACUCUUGAUCAUAUGAAUCUAAGGCACGAGGACACCUUCUACAUAAAUGGAACUGUCACUGCUUACGACGGAACAGUACUCCCAGGAGACCUCAUCCCACCAGCAUCCAUCAUAUUUGUACCUGGACGCCAUCAUCUAAAUUCACGGAAACAUGCACCUAACAAGAUCCGUCAUGAACUCAGUAGCCUUAGUUCCCGUGAUGUAGCGAGUUUGAAGGCUGCUUUGACUAGUCUUCAGAAGGAUGAUGGACCGGAUGGUUAUCAAGCCAUCGCUGCAUUCCAUGGCCUUCCUGCACAGUGUCACGAUACAUCUGGACAUCAGAUCGCUUGUUGCAUCCAUGGUAUGGCGACAUUCCCCCACUGGCACAGGUUGUACACUCUCCAGCUGGAACAGGCCUUGGCCAAACAUGGUUCAAGUGUCGCUGUGCCUUACUGGGAUUGGACCAGACCAAUUACUGAACUGCCACACAUUCUGACAGACGGGGAAUAUUACGACUUUUGGCAAGAUGCUGUCAUGCCCAAUCCAUUUUCUAGAGGUCAUGUUAAUUUUGAAAAUACAUUCACAGUGAGAAAUGUCCAGGAAGCUCUUUUCAAAUUGUCCCCCAUUGGAAAACACUCGGUUCUGUUUGACCAGGCCUUGCUGGCUCUUGAACAAACCGACUACUGUGACUUCGAGGUUCAGUUUGAAGUGAUGCAUAACACCAUCCAUUAUCUUAUUGGAGGACGUCAAACGUAUGCUUUCUCCUCUCUUCAUUAUGCAUCCUAUGAUCCAGUCUUCUUUAUACAUCACUCAUUUGUUGACAAAAUAUGGGCUAUUUGGCAAGAAUUGCAAAGCAGGAGACAUCUACAAUUUAAUGGAGCAGAUUGUGCUGUGUCGCUCAUGAGUAAAGCAAUGAGACCUUUCAACAAGGACUUCAACCACAAUCCAUUCACCAAGAGGCAUGCAGUUCCAAAUACGUUAUUUGACUAUGAAGAUCUUGGCUAUAACUAUGACAACCUUGAAAUCAGUGGUUUGAACCUGAAAGAAAUCGAGGCGUUAAUAGCAAAACGUAAGUCCCAUGCCAGAGUCUUUGCUGGCUUUCUGUUGUUUGGAAUAGGAACGUCAGCUGAUGUCCACCUAGACAUAUGCAAGACAUCUGAGGACUGCCAUCAUGCUGGUGUUCUUUUCAUCCUUGGGGGCUCUGCGGAGAUGCAUUGGGCAUACAACCGACUCUACAAGUAUGACAUAACGGAAGCAUUGCAUGAAUUUGGUAUCAACCCUGAAGAUGUCUUCCAUGCUGAUGAAGCAUUUUUCCUGAAGGUUUCGGUGGUAGCUGUGAAUGGCACCGUCCUUCCACCGUCACUUCUUCAUGAGCCAACAAUACUUUAUGAACCAGGCGUAGGUCAUCAUGAAGACCACGAGUCCGGUAACCUGGCAGGAUCCGGCGUACGAAAGGACGUAAACACCCUCACAACAGCUGAGACUGACAACCUGAGAAAAGCUCUUCGAGGUGUAAAGGAAGACCAUGGCCACAACGGUUUUCAAGCAAUUGCUGCUUUCCAUGGAAAACCAGCUAUGUGCCCCAUGGCCGAUGGCCACAACCUAUCAUGCUGCACUCAUGGUAUGGCUACCUUCCCACACUGGCAUCGACUCUAUACCAAGCAAAUGGAGGAUGCAUUAAAGGCUCAUGGAUCCCAUGUUGGCCUUCCCUACUGGGACUGGACUGCUGCGUUCUCACAUCUGCCAACCCUUGUCACUGACAACGACAACAACCCUUUCCACGAUGGCACCAUUGAAUAUCUCAAUGUCACAACUACCCGUUCCCCAAGAGACUCACUAUUCAACGACCCCGAGCAUGGAUCAGAGUCGUUCUUCUACAGACAAGUUCUUUUCGCUCUGGAGCAAACUGAUUUCUGCAAGUUUGAGGUCCAGUUUGAGAUUACCCAUAACGCUAUCCACUCAUGGACAGGUGGUCACAGUCCUUAUGGAAUGUCUACCCUCGACUUCACCGCUUACGAUCCUCUCUUCUGGCUUCACCACUCCAACACUGACAGAAUCUGGGCUAUCUGGCAAGCUUUGCAAGAAUACAGAGGACUCCCAUACAAUCAUGCAAACUGUGAGAUCCAGGCAAUGAAAACGCCACUGAGGCCUUUCAGUGACAACAUCAACCACAACCCAGUUACCAAGGCUAACUCAAGGCCAGUAGAUGUGUUCGAGUACAAUCGAUUAAGGUACCAGUAUGACAACUUGGUGUUCCAUGGGCACACUAUUCCAGAACUCAAUCACAUGCUUGAGGAAAGGAAGAAGCACGACAGAAUAUUUGCCGCCUUCCUUCUUCGUGGAAUCAAGAAAAGUGCUGAUGUUGUAUUCGAAAUAUGCGAACCAAAUCAUGAAUGUGUGUUUGCUGGAACAUUUGCAAUUUUGGGAGGUGAGCUAGAGAUGCCCUGGUCCUUCGACAGAUUAUUCCGCUAUGACAUCACCAAAGUGAUGAAACAACAGCAUCUGAGACACGAUUCAGACUUCUCGUUCAAGGUCAAGGUUGUUGGCACUGACGACAAAGAGCUUCCUCACGGCAUUUUAAAAGAACCAACCAUUGAAUAUGAACCAGCAUUGGGCGAUGGACUGAAACAUGAAGAUGAAGGUCAUGACGACAGGCUGUCACAUGUCCUGAUAAGGAAAGAAGUGGACUUCCUCUCCCUGAAGGAAGCUAAUGCCAUUAAGGAUGCACUGUACAAGCUCCAGAAUGACCAUAGUAAAGGCGGCUUUGAAGAAAUAGCUGGCUAUCAUGGUUACCCUAACAAGUGCCCGGAGAAGGGUGACGACAAGUAUCCAUGCUGCGUCCAUGGAAUGCCCAUAUUCCCUCACUGGCAUCGCCUGCAUACUAUCCAAAUGGAGAGAGCUCUUAAAAAUCAUGGUUCUCAGAUUGGCAUUCCUUACUGGGACUGGACAAAGAGGAUGUCAAGCCUACCAGCAUUCUUUGGAGAUGACAGUAAUAACAACCCAUUCUACAAAUAUCACAUCAGGGCUGUGAACCAAUAUACCACCAGGGAUGUUGAUGUUGAACUGUUCAAUCAGACCAAGUUUGGUGAAUAUGAUUACCUGUACUACUUGACGCUGCAGGUCCUGGAAGAAAACUCAUACUGUGACUUUGAGGUUCAGUACGAAAUCCUUCACAACGCCGUUCAUGCCUGGCUUGGGGGUGCUGGAAAGUAUUCAAUGUCCACCCUUGAGUAUUCAGCUUACGACCCUGUCUUCAUGAUUCAUCAUUCCAGUUUGGAUAGAAUCUGGAUCCUUUGGCAGCAACUGCAAAAGAGGAGAAUGAAACCUUACUACGCAGCAGACUGUGCUGGAGAUCUUAUGAAGUUCCCCAUGCAUCCAUUUAGCUACAAGUCUGAAAAUGAAGACGAGUUCACUCGCGUCAACUCUGUUCCAAACGUAGUAUUUGAUCAUUACAAGUUCAACUAUGAUUACGAUAACAUGAGAAUCAGAGGCCAUGACAUCAAUGAGCUUGAAGCGAUAAUUAAUGAAUUAAGAAACAAAGAUCGCAUAUUUGCUGGUUUUGUUUUGUCGGGCAUCAGAACAACAGCAACAGUUAAAGUUUUCAUCCAUGGGACUGGUGCUACAGAUCAUGAAGAAUUUGCUGGAAAAUUUGCAAUUUUGGGAGGCGAAAAGGAGAUGCCAUGGGCAUAUGAGAGGCUGUUGAAAUUGGACAUAACCGAUGCCGUGCAUCGCCUUCAUCUGAAGGAUGAAGAGAUCCGUUUUAGAAUGGAAGUUACCGCCUAUAACGGUGUCCCUGUUUCUACCAAGCUCGCCGACCCAUUGAUUGUCCACCGUCCAGCUCAUGCGUCUCAUGACAUCUUAGUCAUCCCAGUAGGAAAGGGCCAUCAACUGCCCCCUAAAGUGGUUGUGAAGAGUGGCACCAAGAUUGAGUUUACACCUAUAGAUUCCUCGGUGGACAGAGCGAUGGUAGAGCUGGGCAGCUUUACUGCUAUGGCUAAGUGCAUCGUUCCUCCCUUCACAUACAAUGCUUUUGAGCUGAACAAGGUCUACAGCGUGGAUCACGGGGACUACUACAUCACUGCAGGUACCCACGAGCUGUGUGAGCAGAACGUCAGGCUCAAUGUCCACGUUGAAGAGGAGUAACUCAAAGGUUUCCAUGGUGACCGCGCGACUGAGGCCCUGAAGACACUUCUGAAAGAAGCCACCAGGAGGCGUGCAGGUCGCGAAAGAAUUGUUCACGAUGUAUACGUUUCGGACUAACAAUAUACGUAUUUCAAAAUGGCUAGGUCCUUAGUAAGCUGAAAAGCACAACACAAUUCAUUUGUUUCCCGAGGGGCAUAGUUUAGGCAACGUAAUAUUAAUCUUUUGGACUAUCUGGACAUUCUCAAACUUAUCAAAAGCUGAUAGAAAACUGAUCAAAAAUGAAAACUUGAGCGCCCUGCAAAAAUCGUCCAGGUAACGCCCAUGAUGUGAAGAACGUUUUCAUGACCUAGAGUGACUUGUACAUAUGUAAAUAUAUUUUUGGAAAGAGUCAGUCCCACUAUUAUAAGGUAAUGCAUGACAAAUAAAAUCGGUCCGCUCAAAUAAAAUUUCACAUGAAUUGUGUGUAUUGUGAAGACUGGGAAUAAAAUAUUUAUAUUUCA